This is a messenger RNA of Haliotis rubra (blacklip abalone), 992 nucleotides long. RefSeq lists its product as uncharacterized. The coding region runs from base 241 to 894 and encodes 217 amino acids. The transcript has 7 exons. Lineage: Eukaryota; Metazoa; Mollusca; Gastropoda; Lepetellida; Haliotidae. The record is from RefSeq and is a predicted model, not a curated record.
CACUUUCUCGUGAAUAUGGUGGCCGACAACUGAUCUGGGACAAGCAACUGCUUCCCUUGUGGUCUCUGGCAACGUGGAGUUCGUACCAACAGCUGCUGUAAGGGUCGAUCUGUGACUAAGGAACUGCGGAAUCGUAUAACAAUAACAUGCUAAGUCAGCAUAUUUACAUCAGGGGCGGAUACAGCUUUUGAGAAAGAGGGAUUGCACAGUUCAUUUCAGGAGAGUUUCAAUGACAUCGGAAUGAGUGGAACAGCCGUACAUCGCUUGCUUCCGGUAUUCAAUGAUCAGAGAAUUACCCAGCAGAAACCAGUGUUGGGUAUCGACUUCCAUGACGACAGAGAAAUGGCCCCCAGCCCGAUUAUGCAAGACUACAUGUCAGACAACAUGCCAGAAGCAGAGUCGAAACGCCUGAUCUUCGAACCGGAACUCCACCCGACUGUCCCGCAGGUAAAGGACAGGUCAGAGAACGCCGGGGAGAGGGACAGGUUCCGACGGCGUGACCCCCGCCACGUGGCCGUGUCCUGGUACAGCUACUACUACUCCAGGCCUGACUCCCCCACGCAGUGGCAGCAGCACACAGAGGGUAUCGAACCACAAGGACAGGCGAUGAUAGACGCAGACAUCAGUGGUCGUGUGUCUCCUAGCAACCAGACUGAAAUGACGGCUGAAAUACCGCUCCUUCAUAAGUUGUCUGCAUUGGCUGAGACAGGACACGUGAUCAAAACAAGUGAUCUUGACCUUGACCUUGAGGUGGAAGAUAUCUUCAAUGAGGAACAUCACCUGAUUAGACCUUUUAAGAUGGAUCCUGCUGUCGGGAAGUGGGGAGAGAUGGAUAUUGAAACCAGAGCCCUCCUGUCCAGGCUGAGACGGUCGAGUCCACCAGUUGAUUUGUAAAUAAUGCUAGCCAUCAUUGGUAAACAAGCCAGGCAUCAUGUGAGGAUAUUCAUUUGUGCAUCCAUGUAUAUACAUUUCUAUAAACAGUUCAAGCACCA